Molecule: messenger RNA, 3891 nt
Organism: Cuscuta europaea
Lineage: Eukaryota; Viridiplantae; Streptophyta; Magnoliopsida; Solanales; Convolvulaceae
Source: the annotation of a GenBank genome assembly
UGGUUGAUAAGUGAAUUCCGUGUGGAAUGGGAAAAGAUUGGACUGGAAAAUGAGUAGGAUUUGGGGGUAUUAUUUCAAUACACUUAGACCUGUGCUACGUUUCUCGCGUUUCGCGCAGCUCGUGUAGGAUGAGCUCCUUUGAUUUCGGCAGACCCGGUGGACCUGUUGAGAGGGACAUCGAGCAGGCUAUAAUAGCUCUUAAAAAGGGGGCUUGUUUGCUUAAGUAUGGAAGAAGAGGGAAGCCCAAGUUCUGCCCAUUCCGAUUGGCAAAUGACGAGUCUGCUCUAAUAUGGUUUUCAGGUAAAGAGGAGAAAUAUCUUAAACUGAUUCAUGUUUCCAGAAUAAUAUCUGGACAGCGCACAGUUGCAGUGAUUUUUUUGUCAGCCUGGAUUAUUUAAAGCUUCAAUUUUAUUCUUUGCCAGCCCAUUUUCCAAAGGUACCCAAGACCUGAGAAGGAGUACCAAUCAUUUUCCCUAAUAUACAAUGACAGGUCACUGGAUUUGAUAUGUAAAGAUAAAGAGGAGGCGGAGGUCUGGUUCAGCGGUUUGAAGGCACUGAUUUCACGUUGUCACCAGCGAAAGUGGAGAACAGAAUCAAGAAGUGAUGGGAUUUUGUCUGGCACUAAUAGUCCCAGGACUUGCACACAAAGUUCUCCGCUGCAUUCUCCAUUUGGUAGUGGUGAUAGCCUGCAGAAGGAUGUCGGUGAUCAGCUACGGCUUCAUAGUCCAUAUGAAAGCCCACCUGAAAAUGUUCUUGAAAAGGCACUUCCUGAUGUGAUGCUCUUACCUCCCAAAGGGGUUUUCCCUUCAGAUUCUGUUAGUGGUUCUGUUCAUUUCUUAUCUUCUGGAGGUCCAGACGGAGUACAUGGUCAUAUAAAGACAACAGGGAUGGAUGCUUUUAGAGUAAGCCUUUCAAGUGCUGUUAGCUCGUCAAGUCAAGGUUCGGGGCAUGAUGACAGUGAUGCUUUGGGUGAUGUUUUUAUAUGGGGAGAGGGUACAGGAGAUGGUGUAUUGGGUGGUGGACCCCAUAAAGUGGGAAGCUGUUUUGGAGGUAAAGUGGAUUCUUUGUUGCCCAAGGCUUUAGAAUCUGCUGUUGUACUCGAUGUAGCGAAUAUCGCUUGUGGUGGUCAACAUGCUGCCCUAGUUUCAAAGCAAGGAGAGAUAUUUUCUUGGGGUGAGGAAUCCGGAGGAAGGCUUGGACAUGGAGUUGAUUCUGAUGUUUUGCAACCAAAGCUUAUAGAUGCUCUAGGAAAUACAAGCAUCGAGCUCGUUGCAUGUGGCGAACAUCAUAGCUGUGCAGUAACACUUUCUGGUGAUCUCUACACGUGGGGUGAUGGUCAUUUUGGUCUUCUUGGGCAUGGGAAUGAAGUAAGCCAUUGGAUCCCAAAAAGAGUUAAUGGCCCUAUGGAGGGUAUACAUGUAUCAUGUAUUGCUUGUGGGCCCUGGCACACCGGGGUUGUGACAUCUUCUGGGCAAUUGUUUACUUUCGGCGAUGGCACUUUUGGAGUUCUUGGGCAUGGAGACCGGAAAAACAUUUUCAAACCUAGGGAAGUGGAUUCUCUAAAGGGACUUAGAACUGUGAGAGUCUCUUGUGGAGUUUGGCAUACUGCUGCUGUUGUAGAGGUCAUGGUUGGAAACUCAAGUUCAAGCAAUUGUUCUUUGGGCAAACUAUUUACAUGGGGGGACGGUGAUAAGGGUCGGCUAGGACAUGGUGACAGGGAGUCCAGACUUGUACCGACAUGUGUUGCUGCCCUAGUUGAACUCAAUUUUUGUCAGGUUGCUUGUGGACAUAGCCUAACUAUUGCUCUGACCACUUCGGGUCAUGUCUACUCUAUGGGCAGUCCCGUUUAUGGGCAGUUAGGAAAUCCUCAAUCUGAUGGGAAACUCCCAUGUCGUGUUGAAGGAAAACUCACAAAGAGUUUUGUGGAGGAGAUCGCUUGUGGUGCUUACCAUGUUGCUGCUUUGACUUCUCGCACAGAAAUUUUUACAUGGGGAAAGGGAGCAAAUGGAAGGUUAGGUCACGGGGAUAUGGAUGAUAGGAAUUCACCGACGUUAGUGGAAGCUUUGAAAGAUAAGCAGGUUAAAAGUAUUGCUUGUGGUGCUAAUUUUACUGCGGUUAUUUGCCUUCACAAAUGGGUCUCCGGGAGUGAUCAAUCUAUGUGUUCUGGCUGCCGACUUCCUUUUAAUUUCAAAAGAAAAAGACAUAACUGUUAUAAUUGUGGACUUGUGUAUUGUCAUUCAUGCAGUGGUAAGAAAUCACGGAGGGCUUCAAUGGCUCCAAACCCUAAUAAACCAUAUCGGGUGUGUGAUAGUUGUCUCUAUAAGCUUAAAAAAGCUGCUGAAACUGAUGCUUCACCUCAUUUUUCUGUGAGUAGUAGAAGAGGAAUGAAGGAUCAGGGGCUAAGUGACACUAUUGAUAAAGACAAUAGAAUGGAAGCACGGCAAAGACCUCAUCUUAAUAGGAUUUCUUCAAUGGAAUCUUUCAAACAAGUGGAAACCCGCUCUUCCAAGCAAAAGAAGAAGAUGGAGUUUAAUAGCAGUCGGGUGUCACCUAUUCCCAAUGGCAGCUCCUCCCAGUGGGGUCCUCUCAAUCUGUCUAAACCUUUCAAUCCAGGAUUCGGCUCAUCAAAGAAAUUUUUUUCAGCCUCGGUCCCAGGAUCAAGAAUUGUUUCUAGAGCAACGUCUCCGGUAUCAAGACGAACCAGUCCACCUCGUUCCACUACACCCACCCCAACUCUUGCUGGCCUCACUUCACCAAAGAUGGUACUGAGUGAUGCUAAGAAAGUCAAUGAUAACCUUAGCCAAGAAGCUAUGAGACUGAGAAAACAGGUGGAAAUUCUCACCCGCAAAGCUCAUGCUCAGGAGAUAGAACUGGGAAGAACUACCAAACAGCUGAAGGAAGCGAUAGCAAUAGCAGGAGAGGAGACUGCCAAAUGCAAAGCAGCAAAAGAAGUGAUCAAGUCACUCACUGCUCAGCUAAAGGAAAUGGCUGAAAGACUGCCCGUGGGUGCUUCAAGGAACAUCAAACCUCCACUGAUGCUUGCUUCCACUACCCCACCAAAUGCUUCAACGGAGCAUGUGAAUGGUGCAGUGACAUGCCCUAAGCAAUUGGAGUCGAAGAGAGCCAACAACCAACCACUUUCCAAUGGGGCAAUCACGUCAUGUAACCGUAAUAGUGGGCAUAUGAGGCAGGCAAGUUCAGAAGCAGCAAGAAAUGGAAACCGGGGAGGGAAAGAAGAUGAAUCCCAAAAUGAGAAUGAAUGGGUUGAGCAAGAUGAACCCGGUGUAUAUAUCACACUCACUUCUUUGCCAGGAGGCUUGAAGGAUCUCAAGCGUGUUCGCUUCAGCCGGAAGAGGUUCAGUGAAAAACAGGCAGAGCAAUGGUGGGCAGACAACCGAGGAAGAGUGUAUGAAAAAUACAAUGUACGUACAGCGGAUAAGUCGAGUAUUGGCGCUGGAAGCGAUGAGUAAACAUCGCAAGCCUGUUCUUUUGCAUCCAUAUUCUACUGCCACUGCAGUCAAAGGUUUGCCACAUGCCAGCAGCUAAGAAUUAGGGAGUAGAGGUUUGGUUGCGGCCUUUCCUUCUUCCAGUGCAUGUUUUCCUUAUAAUCUGUAUGUAUGUAUGUGUGUAUGUUCGAUUCUUUUCUCUGAUUCCAAUCCUCCCCUAAUUAUGCCUUUUUUCCUUUCUUGGUACCGAGGGUGAGAAAUGUAAAUUCUGCUUUGUAGCAUGGUGUGCUCACCCACUUGUAAAUUCCACCAGUAAAUCUCAUUCCAGAUUCUACCAAUUUUGCCCUAUUGCUCGCCCUUGUCUGUAUUUUCCACUUUGCCCAAUUUAACCACAUGGAUGUAAUAUCCAAAAUACAAACUUGCGAAGAUAAAAAUCUGAUUGGCA